UGGUGAAUAAUGCGGGGCCACGCUGAAAAUUUGUGACAGAGCUGGACCCUCGUCAUCACCACGCACUUUGUCACUGAGACAGGGUAACCCAUGGUAACUAAGCUCCUGCGGUGAAGGGGCAGAGAGCCUCGCCAGCCUAUCGCUCUAUAAAAGGGAGCCAGCAAAGGGACCCUACCAGCUGCUGGCUCUCAGCCGGGGCAGGUGCAGGAAGGAGAGCCCGGUUCUGGGGGCAGAGCUCACAGCGCACGAAGGAAGGCCAGCAUGCCACCCAGCCACAAACUCCAGUGUCACUUCGUCCUCCUCGUCCUGGCGGCUCUGAGAGGGGACAGCCGGUACCUGGAGCUGCAAGAUGCCGCGGACUACGACCCCUUCCUGCUCUUCAGCGCCAGCCCGAAGCGGGACCUGGCCGGGGAGCAGCAGUACCGCCGCGCGCUGCGGUGCCUGGACAUGCUGAGCCUGCCGGGCCAGUUCACGUUCACCGCUGCGCGGCCGCAGCUGCACUGCGCCGCCUUCUUCAUCGGCGAGGCAGAGGAGCUGCUGUCCAUCCGCUUCGACCUGGUGUCCAUCGACUGCACGCGCGGGGACUUCCUGAAGGUAUUCGAUGGCUGGAUCCUCAAGGGGGAGAAAUUCCCCAGCUCCCAGGAUCAUCCUGUCCCCACCACUGAUCGGUACACAGACUUCUGUGAGAGUGGUUUCAGCCCAAGGAGCAUUAGAUCCUCCCAGAAUGUGGCCAUGAUUCUCUUCCGGGUCCAUGAACCAGGAAAUGGAUUCACAGUAACCAUAAAGACAGAUCCCAACCUCUUUCCUUGCAAUGUCAUCUCUCAGACACCGAAUGGAAGGUUUACCCUGGUCAUUCCUCGCCAGCAUCGGAACUGCAGCUUCUCCAUCAUUUAUCCAGUGUCGAUCAAAAUAUCAGAUCUCACCCUGGGACAUGUGCAUGGUCUUCAGUUAAAAAAACCCUCAGCAGGCUGUGGGGGAACCGGAGACUUUGUGGAGCUGCUGGGAGGAGCUGGCCUGGAUCCCUCCAAGAUGAUGCCUUUAGCUGAUCUCUGUUACCCCUUUCAUGGCCCUGCCCAGAUGAAGAUUGGCUGUGACAACUCUGUGGUGCGCAUGGUCUCCAGUGGAAAACACAUCAAUCGUGUGACAUUUGAGUAUCACCAGCUGGCACCAUAUGAACUGGGGAACCCAACUGGAAACAGCAUCCCAGAAUCCUGUUCAUCUGGUCUUUAAAUACAACCAGCUCCAUGACUGCCAUGCUGCUAGCUAAGUGAAUUCUCAAAGGCUCUUGUACGUAAUUCUGAUGACCAGAUAGUGAAAAGUCUUUCAUACCACUCAGUAUUCCUGGCUAUGAACACACACACACACACACACACACACACACAUACGCACACAUGCACACAAACAUACACAACCACAUAUUGUUUUGUUAUCUUGCUUCCUUUUUGCUUGUAAGGUAUCUCUGACCCAUGAAGAAAAUGAGCUCCAGUGGUAAACAAUGUGUUUUAGUUGUAAAUGUUUGUAGUUCUUUGGCAUGUUACAAACCUGUACUGGUAAGACAGGUAUAAAGCAAUGGGCAAUGAAUGUUGGCACCUCAACGAAAAAAUACUGCCAAGGAAGGAAAAUGGUAGCAUUCAUAGUUUUAUUACAGAGAAAAUUUCAAAGUCUGGUGUAUACCAAAGGAGUUGCAUCUGUCUAUUUUUUGUUUAUAAUUCUGUUUACAAUAGAUAGAAGUUGUAACUAUUAUUUAUUUAUAAUUGUUUAUAACAAAACUUUGUAGCAUGGAAAAAUUUUUCUGUCUUGCUUACUUUUCUCUUAUUGCUGAAAUAAAAUACUCGAUCCCCAAAA
Messenger RNA from Cavia porcellus (domestic guinea pig), 1845 nucleotides. It is a transcript of the gene Crhbp, whose product is annotated as corticotropin releasing hormone binding protein. NCBI's taxonomy places the organism in Eukaryota, Metazoa, Chordata, Mammalia, Rodentia, Caviidae. Gene Ontology annotation, molecular function: corticotropin-releasing hormone binding. The transcript is spliced from 7 exons. The record is from RefSeq and is a predicted model, not a curated record. Bases 262 to 1230 code for a protein of 322 amino acids. Gene Ontology annotation, biological process: hormone-mediated signaling pathway; negative regulation of corticotropin-releasing hormone receptor activity; negative regulation of corticotropin secretion.